Mycetomoellerius zeteki is the source of this 3318-nucleotide messenger RNA. RefSeq names its product E3 ubiquitin-protein ligase CBL (gene Cbl). The coding region runs from base 550 to 2835 and encodes 761 amino acids. Gene Ontology annotation, cellular component: plasma membrane; membrane raft. NCBI's taxonomy places the organism in Eukaryota, Metazoa, Arthropoda, Insecta, Hymenoptera, Formicidae. Gene Ontology annotation, biological process: negative regulation of epidermal growth factor-activated receptor activity; cell surface receptor signaling pathway. Gene Ontology annotation, molecular function: phosphotyrosine residue binding; SH3 domain binding; receptor tyrosine kinase binding. The transcript is spliced from 9 exons. The record is from RefSeq and is a predicted model, not a curated record.
GCCGGAGCAGAGUAGCGGACUGCGGAGUGCGGACUGACGAGACUGUCGCAGGAGGACACGGAGUACGCGAGAGUGCUCGUGGCCUCGCGCUGCCUCGCGCUCGAUCUCUCGCUCGCACAGUUAGUGUCAGUGUCCAUUGAUUCGGUGUCGCCGCGAGUUCUUGGAGGAGUAUCCGGCUUGGCCACAAUCGUCGCAGUGACAAAGAGGGGGUGUGAGAGAGAGAGAGAGAGAGGAUGCGGUAUCGCGCGAGAUUCCGGCGUUGCAUCCCGUGUCCGUGGCUUCGCGGGGACGUUGUCGUGGCCGCGGCCGCGUCCGCGUCCGCGUCCCGCUGAGAUAUGCGCGGUGUGACCGAUCCGUCCGCGUCGUUCCGCAGUGUGUUUGCGCGGGUUAACCUCAAGUAUAGCGCGAGUGCUCGCUACCGCGCGAUAGCGUAUACAGGUGGGGUGCGAAUAAAGGAGAAAAGAGAGGACGAGUGUACGUUCGGUUAGGAGAGGCAGGAAGAGAUAUCCGUGUAUCGUAACAAACACGCAUUCACGGACGUUCGUCAAGAUGUCGUCGUCCGGACACAGCAGUCGCACUCGCGCCGUCCACAUUGGCUCGAUCUUCCAGAAGCUACACGGUCGCUUCGCGGACGCGAUGACGCCGCCUAAACUCUCGACCGACAAGCGUACGCUCGACAAGACCUGGAAGCUGAUGGACAAGGUGGUGAAGCUCUGCCAGCACCAGCGUAUGAACCUCAAGAACUCGCCGCCGUUUAUCCUCGACAUCCUGCCCGACACGUAUCAGCGGUUGCGGCUCAUCUACAGCAAGUACGAGGACCGUAUGCAGACGUUGCACAACAACGAACACUUUUGCGUGUUCAUCAACAAUCUGAUGCGUAAGUGCAAACAGGCGAUCAAACUGUUCAAGGAGGGUAAGGAGAAGAUGUUCGACGAGACGUCGCACUAUCGCCGUAAUCUUACCAAACUCAGCCUCGUCUUCAGCCACAUGCUGUCCGAGCUGAAGGCCAUAUUUCCCAGUGGGGUGUUCGCCGGCGAUCAGUUUCGCAUCACCAAGGCGGACGCGGCUGAAUUCUGGAAGGAGCGCUUCGGGAACAGUACAUUAGUACCGUGGAAGGUGUUCAGACACGAAUUGAAUCAAGUUCAUCCGAUCAGCACGGGAUUGCAAGCAAUGGCCCUGAAAUCCACGAUAGAUUUGACGUGCAAUGAUUAUAUCUCCAACUUUGAAUUUGACGUAUUCACAAGGUUGUUUCAACCGUGGUCGACCCUUCUGCGCAACUGGAAAAUUCUGGCUGUGACGCAUCCUGGCUACGUGGCUUUCCUUACGUACGACGAGGUGAAAGCCCGUUUGCAAAAAUAUUGCAUUACCAAGCCUGGGAGUUAUGUAUUUCGGUUAAGUUGUACGAGGCUGGGACAAUGGGCAAUUGGUUACGUCACAUCUGACGGUGAUAUUUUACAAACUAUACCACACAACAAGAGUCUAUGCCAAGCGUUAUUGGACGGCUACCGGGAAGGCUUCUACUUAUAUCCGGACGGUCGAAAUAUAAAUCCAGACUUGACAUGGGCGGUGCAACCAACACCAGAGGAGCAUAUCAAAGUGACGGCGGAACAAUAUGAAUUAUAUUGCGAAAUGGGUAGCACAUUUCAGUUGUGUAAGAUCUGCGCCGAGCAUGACAAGGAUGUAAGGAUAGAACCUUGCGGUCAUCUUCUCUGUACUCCAUGCCUUACAGCUUGGCAGGUAGAUUCCGAGGGACAAGGUUGUCCGUUUUGUCGAGCUGAGAUUAAAGGCACCGAGCAGAUCGUCGUAGAUCCGUUCGACCCGCGAAGAACUCACAGACCCGGGGCGCAUUCGGCGUCUGCUAGUAAUGCAUCGACUCCCACGCGGGAUCUCGACCCCGACACCGAGUCGUACAAUAGUCGCGCGCAGUCACAGGACAUAAUGGAGCUAUGCAAUGGCAAUUGCGGUCUCAUAUGUGACGACUCAGACGAGGAAGAUGAUUCUAGUCCCACCAAUUCGCCGGUGCCGCCGCGGAGAAUCGUUCCAAGUCCGCCUUUACCACCUAGGAGACCCUCGCCAUCACCCACACCGAACAAUCACCUCAGAAACGGACGUCAUCUAACAGUGCCGAAGGAAAAUGCUCCGCCGCCACCGUCAGCGGUCACAGUAAUAUUAAAUUAUACGGACAACACUCAGCAAAAUAAUAAAGUUAACACAGAGGCAAGAUACGACAUGCUGCACCGCGCAUCUUCGCCGUCGUCGGUGCCGCCGAUACCGCCUGUGCCACCAACGACAGCGGUGAAGGUUCAUCCACGACGUUCCCACGCGGCAGGCACCCCGCAACGACAAUCGCAGCCACCGCCGACAUUGCCAGAAAAGGCGUGUCGCGUCACUGCAACCAGCUCAACAACGAGUCAAACUGGAGGUCCAAGUAACAACGUGCCUCCCGUACCGCCGCCCUUGUCGGCACCACGGCCACCGAAGACUAGUAAGGAGGGUGGCAUCCGUCAAGACCAUCAUUAUGAGAACACAAUUGUGAUCUGUGGUACGAGUCAACAUGUUGUAAAGAACAUCAACCUGGAGGCGAACAGGGCACGCCUCACGGCACUGAUGAGAGCGAGGGAUGAGCCGGGUGGCGGUGGCGGUGGUAGUGGCGGUGGUGGACCAGUAACCAAGCCAGAGUCAGCGGCGUACGAGAAUGUCAAUGUCGAGCAUAUCACAAGGCUGACAGCGCUCGGUUUCGCGCAGGACGCCGUGAUCAGGGCACUCGGCAUCACCAGGAACGAUCUCGAGAUGGCAUGUGACAUAUUGCACGAGUUUGCCACGAAAUCCUCCUGACCAGGGCCGAACACUGAAGUCUCAUGACCGGCCUUACCUGCUAGACGGUACUUUUGACAGGGAACACGCGCGAACUUCUGCAAGUCCCACCUCUGAUGCGUUCGCAGAUACAGCGCGCGUUUUUACUGGGCGUCUCCUCACGUUAGUGCAGUAUCGACGGUGUUCCAUUUUACGUUUUAAACUGUGAGUGGGAGAAACACGCUUGCAAGUGGACAGUGAGCUUGCAAGUCGAACGAGUCACUGAUGGAGAAACGAUGGAGAGAAGCUUAGGAUGGGAGAGCUUUUGAAGCAUCUUCGAAAACAUCGGAGCACGUUUCACGGAUUUUUCUUCGUCACAUACUGACUUUCAGACAGGUCUUCAACCAGAAGUUCCAAACGUUUUCGUUUCCUGAUGCGUAGGAGACUGUUUGUAUCGCGUGAUUUCGCCGUACAUGGCGCACCAACGGCAAGAUAUAAAUAAAGGCGACGAUCGACCAAAGACAA